AUGCCGAGCUGGGCCCUGGGGGCGCUGUCUGGGGUGCUGGCUGCAUCCUGGCAACCCAGGCCCCGGAUUCUGGAGCUUGGCUCGGGCACGGGCGCAGCGGGCCUCGCGGCAGCAGCUGUGGGCGCAGAAGUGGUUCUCACCGACCACUCCAACCUGUUAAACUUAAUUCAGCUCAACGCGCAGAUGAAUGCCCACUUCAUCCAAUCAGCGGGCGGAUCCGCUUCAAGCUGUGCUUUCGAUUGGGAAGAGAAGCCAGCCGAUGAGCUGCUGCAGCGCCACUUCGAUUUGGUCAUCGGCGCAGACCUUGUCUACUCCUUUGCGGCCGUGGAGCCCUUCACUGUCGCUUUGCAGGCCGUGCUGCUGCCACAAGCGGCCGAGGGAAGAACGCAAGCCUUGGCGCCGGCAAUGCUUUAUGCCCACUACCCGCGCUUUCCAGAUCUGGAUACGGCCAUGACCACAGCACUGGCAGCCAGAGGCCUUGUGCUUCAGGAACGAGCUUUGCCUCCUUGGAAAGGUGAUGUUGGCUCCAUCCCCGAAGAUGUGCUGUGCCAUGUGAAGCUCCUGGAAAUCCGACCUGGGACUCCGAGCACAUCGGGUGCUGUCUCUGAAGGCCAGCAAGACCAACACGGAGGCGGGCACGGGUGGGACUACCAUCCCAUGGACUGUGACUGUGGACAAGAGCAUGGCCAGCAAGACGCACAGCCCGGGCAUGGCGAACCGGGACAUGGAUAUGGUGGAGAUGGACACGGACAACCGACUGCGUGA
Molecule: messenger RNA, 765 nt
Organism: Symbiodinium necroappetens
Lineage: Eukaryota; Dinophyceae; Suessiales; Symbiodiniaceae
Source: the annotation of a GenBank genome assembly